GGAACCUGUGCGUCAGAACUCAGAAGCAGGAUGAGAAGAUGGCAGACUUCCUGUUACCUCGGGGCACCAGCAGCUUCCGCAGGUUCACCCGGGAGUCCCUGGCAGCCAUCGAGAAGCGCAAGGCGGAAAAGCAAGCCCGGAGCUCAGCCGCCGCGCAGGAGAGCCGGGAGGGCCUGCCGGAGGAGGAGGCUCCCCGGCCCCAGCUGGACCUGCAGGCCUCCAAAAAACUGCCUGAUCUCUAUGGCAGCCCACCCCGAGAGCUCAUCGGGGAGCCCCUGGAAGACCUGGACCCCUUCUAUAGCACCCAGAAGACCUUCAUCGUGCUGAAUAAAGGAAAGACCAUCUUCCGGUUCAGCGCCACCAACGCCUUGUACGUCCUCAGUCCCUUCCACCCUGUUCGUAGAGCAGCAGUGAAGAUUCUAGUUCACUCGCUCUUCAGCAUGCUCAUCAUGUGCACCAUUUUGACCAACUGCGUGUUCAUGGCCCAGCACGACCCUCCACCCUGGACCAAGUAUGUCGAGUACACCUUCACUGCCAUCUACACCUUCGAGUCUCUGGUCAAGAUCCUGGCUCGCGGUUUCUGCCUGCACGCCUUCACUUUCCUUCGGGACCCAUGGAACUGGCUGGACUUCAGCGUGAUUGUCAUGGCGUAUGUAUCUGAGAAUAUAAAGCUAGGCAAUUUGUCGGCUCUUCGAACUUUCAGAGUCCUGAGAGCUCUAAAAACUAUUUCAGUUAUCCCAGGACUGAAGACCAUCGUGGGGGCCCUGAUCCAGUCCGUGAAGAAGCUGGCUGACGUAAUGGUCCUCACGGUCUUCUGCCUGAGCGUCUUUGCCCUCAUCGGCUUGCAGCUCUUCAUGGGUAACCUGAGGCACAAGUGUGUGCGUAACUUCACCGAGCUCAAUGGCACCAAUGGCUCGGUGGAAGCCAACGGUCUGGUCUGGAACUCGCUGGACCUCUACCUCAAUGACCCAGACAAUUACCUGCUUAAGAAUGGUACCUCCGACGUGCUACUGUGUGGAAACAGCUCAGAUGCUGGGACGUGUCCCGAGGGCUACCGGUGCCUGAAAGCUGGCGAGAACCCUGACCACGGCUACACCAGCUUCGACUCCUUCGCCUGGGCCUUCCUGGCCCUCUUCCGCCUGAUGACGCAGGACUGCUGGGAGCGCCUCUACCAGCAGACCCUGCGGUCGGCGGGCAAGAUCUACAUGAUCUUCUUCAUGCUCGUCAUCUUCCUGGGCUCCUUCUACCUGGUCAACCUGAUCCUGGCUGUGGUGGCCAUGGCCUACGAGGAGCAGAACCAAGCCACCAUCGCUGAGACAGAGGAGAAGGAGAAGCGCUUCCAGGAGGCCAUGGAGAUGCUCAAGAAGGAGCACGAGGCCCUCACCAUCAGAGGUGUGGAUACUGUGUCACGUAGCUCCUUGGAGAUGUCCCCUUUGGCCCCAGUAACCAACUACCAGAGAAGAAGCAAGAGGAGAAAACGACUGUCUUCGGGGACAGAGGACGGCGGGGAUGACAGGUUUCCCAAAUCUGACUCAGAAGACGGGCCCAGAGCAUUGAGUCGGCUGGGCCUGGGCCAGGGGCUCAGCGGGACGUCUCUGAAGCCGCGCUCCAGCCGCGGGAGCGUCUUCGCCUUCCGACGGAGGGACCCGGGCUCCGAGGCCGACUUCGCCGACGACGAGAACAGCACAGCAGGAGACAGCGAGAGCCGCCGCACGCCGGCGCCCUGGGCCCUGCGCCGCCCCAGUGCGCACGGACAGCCCAGCCCCGGGACGCCGGCUUCUGGCCACGUCCUCAAUGGCAAGAGAAACAGUAGCGUGGACUGCAACGGGGUGGUCUCCUUGCUGGGGACUGGUGACGCAGAGGCCACCUCUCCAGGGAGCCGCCUCCUCCGCCCCAUGAUGCUGGAGCGACCCCCAGACACGACCACACCGUCGGAGGAGCCCGGUGGGCCCCAGAUGCUGACCCCGCAGGUUCCAUGCGCGGAUGGCUUCGAGGAGCCAGGAGCUCGGCAGCGGGCACUCAGCGCCGUCAGUGUCCUCACCAGUGCCCUGGAAGAGUUGGAGGAGUCCCACCGCAAGUGCCCCCCGUGCUGGCACCGCUUUGCCGAGCGCUACCUGAUCUGGGAGUGCUGCCCGCUGUGGCUGUCCAUCAAGGAGAAGGUGAAGUUCGUGGUCAUGGACCCGUUUGCCGACCUCGCCAUCACCAUGUGCAUCGUGCUCAACACGCUGUUCAUGGCGCUGGAGCACUACAACAUGACCUCCGAAUUCGAGGAGAUGCUGCAGGUCGGGAACCUGGUCUUCACGGGGAUCUUCACCGCAGAGAUGACCUUCAAGAUCAUUGCCCUUGAUCCCUACUACUACUUCCAGCAGGGUUGGAACAUCUUCGACAGCAUCAUCGUCAUCCUCAGCCUCAUGGAGCUGGGCCUGUCCCGUAUGGGCAACCUGUCUGUGCUGCGCUCCUUCCGCCUGCUGCGGGUCUUCAAACUGGCCAAGUCGUGGCCCACCCUCAACACACUCAUCAAGAUCAUCGGGAACUCGGUGGGCGCGCUGGGCAACCUGACCCUCGUCCUGGCCAUCAUCGUCUUCAUCUUCGCCGUGGUGGGCAUGCAGCUCUUCGGCAAGAACUACUCCGAGCUGAGGCACCGCAUUGGCGACUCGGGCCUGCUGCCCCGCUGGCACAUGAUGGAUUUCUUCCACGCCUUCCUCAUCAUCUUCCGCAUCCUCUGCGGCGAGUGGAUCGAGACCAUGUGGGACUGCAUGGAGGUGUCGGGCCAGUCCUUGUGUCUGCUGGUCUUUCUACUCGUCAUGGUCAUUGGUAACCUUGUGGUCCUGAACCUCUUUCUGGCCUUGCUGCUCAGCUCCUUCAGCGCAGACAACCUCACCGCCCCCGACGAGGACGGGGAGAUGAACAAUCUGCAGCUGGCCCUGGCCCGCAUCCAGCGGGGCCUGCGCUUCGUCAAGAGGGCCACUUGGGACUUCUGCUGCGGGCUCCUGCGACGGCGGCCCAAGAAACCCGCAGCUCUCGCCACCCAUGGCCAGCUGCCCAGCUGCAUCGCUGCCCCCGGCUCCCCACCACCCCCAGAGGUGGAGAAGGCACCCCCAGCCCGGAAGGAAACACGAUUUGAGGAAGCUAAGCGGCCAGGCCAGGGCACUUCUGGGGAUCCCGAGCCCGUGUGUGUUCCCAUUGCUGUGGCUGAAUCAGACACCGAUGACCAGGAGGAGGAAGAGGAAGAGGAAGAGAACAGCCUAGGUACUGACGAAGAAUCCAGCAAGCAGCAGGAAUCCCAGCCUGUGUCCGAUGGCCAAGAGGCCACCCAGGAGCCCAGGGCCUGGAGCCAGGUGUCAGAGACCGCCUCUUCCGAGGCUGAGGCCGCCACGUCUCAGGCAGUCGAGCAGCAGCAGUGGGAAGCGGAGCCCCGGGCCCCAGGGUGUGGUGAGACCCCGGAGGAUAGCUACUCAGAGGGGAGCACCGCUGAUGUGACAAACACUGCGGACCUCAUGGAGCAGAUCCCGGACCUUGGUGAGGACGUCAAGGACCCGGAGGAUUGCUUCACCGAAGGCUGUGUCCGGCGCUGUCCCUGCUGCACUGUGGACACCACGCAGGCCCCUGGGAAGGUCUGGUGGCGACUGCGCAAGACGUGCUACCGCAUCGUGGAGCACAGCUGGUUCGAGACGUUCAUCAUCUUCAUGAUCCUGCUCAGCAGUGGAGCACUGGCCUUUGAGGACAUCUAUCUGGAGGAGCGACAGACCAUCAAGGUCCUGCUGGAGUAUGCCGACAAGAUGUUCACCUACGUCUUUGUGCUGGAGAUGCUGCUCAAGUGGGUGGCCUAUGGCUUCAAGAAGUACUUCACCAAUGCCUGGUGCUGGCUCGACUUCCUCAUCGUGGAUGUCUCACUGAUCAGCCUCGUGGCCAAUACUCUGGGCUUUGCCGAGAUGGGUCCCAUCAAGUCACUGCGGACACUGCGCGCACUGCGACCCCUGAGGGCCCUGUCACGUUUUGAGGGCAUGAGGGUGGUGGUCAACGCCCUGGUGGGCGCCAUCCCCUCCAUCAUGAACGUCCUCCUGGUCUGCCUCAUCUUCUGGCUCAUCUUCAGCAUCAUGGGUGUGAACCUGUUCGCGGGCAAGUUUGGAAAGUGCAUCAACCAGACCGAGGGAGACAUGCCUUUGAACUACACCAUUGUGAACAACAAGAGCGAGUGUGAGUCCUUCAACGUGACUGGAGAAUUGUACUGGACCAAGGUGAAGGUCAACUUUGACAACGUGGGGGCUGGGUACCUGGCCCUUCUGCAGGUGGCGACUUUCAAAGGCUGGAUGGACAUCAUGUACGCGGCUGUGGACUCCCGAGGGUACGAGGAGCAGCCGCAGUGGGAGAGCAACCUGUACAUGUACGUCUACUUCGUGGUCUUCAUCAUCUUUGGGUCCUUCUUCACCUUGAACCUUUUCAUCGGCGUCAUCAUUGACAACUUCAACCAACAGAAGAAAAAGUUAGGGGGCCAGGACAUCUUCAUGACAGAGGAACAGAAGAAGUAUUACAAUGCCAUGAAGAAGCUGGGCUCCAAGAAACCCCAGAAACCCAUCCCACGGCCUCUGAACAAGUACCAGGGCUUCAUAUUCGACAUCGUGACCAAGCAGGCCUUCGACGUCACCAUCAUGUUUCUCAUCUGCUUAAAUAUGGUGACCAUGAUGGUGGAGACGGAUGACCAGAGCCCCGAGAAGGUCAACAUCUUAAGCAAGAUCAACCUGCUCUUCGUGGCCAUCUUCACGGGCGAGUGCACCAUCAAGAUGGCCGCCCUGCGCCAUUACUACUUCACCAACAGCUGGAACAUCUUCGACUUCGUGGUCGUCAUCCUCUCCAUCGUGGGCACCGUCCUCUCCGACAUCAUCCAGAAGUACUUCUUCUCCCCGACGCUCUUCCGGGUCAUCCGCCUGGCCCGCAUCGGCCGCAUCCUCAGGCUGAUCCGCGGGGCCAAGGGCAUCCGCACGCUGCUCUUCGCGCUCAUGAUGUCCCUGCCCGCCCUCUUCAACAUCGGCCUCCUGCUCUUCCUCGUCAUGUUCAUCUACUCCAUCUUCGGCAUGGCCAACUUCGCCUACGUCAAGUGGGAGGCCGGCAUCGACGACAUGUUCAACUUCCAGACGUUCGCCAACAGCAUGCUGUGCCUCUUCCAGAUCACCACGUCGGCCGGCUGGGACGGCCUGCUCAGCCCCAUCCUCAACACGGGGCCCCCCUACUGUGACCCCAACCUGCACAACAGCAAUGGCUCCCGGGGCAACUGCGGGAGCCCAGCCGUGGGCAUUGUCUUCUUCACCACCUACAUCAUCAUCUCCUUCCUCAUCGUGGUCAACAUGUACAUCGCCAUCAUCCUGGAGAACUUCAGCGUGGCCACCGAGGAGAGCACGGAGCCCCUGAGCGAGGACGACUUCGACAUGUUCUACGAGAUCUGGGAGAAGUUCGACCCCGAGGCCACCCAGUUCAUCGAGUACUCGGCGCUGUCCGACUUCGCCGACGCCCUGUCUGAGCCUCUCCGCAUCGCCAAGCCCAACCAGAUAAGCCUCAUCAACAUGGACCUGCCCAUGGUCAGCGGGGACCGUAUCCACUGCAUGGACAUCUUGUUCGCGUUCACCAAGAGGGUGCUGGGGGAGUCCGGGGAGAUGGACGCCCUGAAGAUCCAGAUGGAGGAGAAGUUCAUGGCGGCCAACCCGUCCAAGAUCUCCUACGAACCCAUCACCACCACCCUCCGGCGCAAGCACGAGGAGGUGUCGGCCACCGUCAUCCAGCGGGCCUUCCGGCGGCACCUGCUGCAGCGCUCGGUGAAGCACGCCUCCUUCCUCUUCCGCCAGCAGGCGGGCAGCGGCGGCCUCUCGGACGAGGACGCCCCGGAGAGAGAGGGCCUGAUCGCCUCCAUGAUGAACGAGAACUUCUCCCGGCGCGGUGGCCCGCCCUCCAGCUCCUCCAUCUCCUCCACGUCCUUCCCGCCCUCCUACGACAGUGUCACCAGGGCCACCAGCGACAACCUCCCCGUGCGGAUGUCGGACUACAGCCAUAGCGAGGACCUUGCUGACUUCCCCCCGUCCCCAGACAGGGACCGAGAGUCUGUAGUGUGACGCUGGCCUCAGCUGGCCAGGACGCCCCCUGUUGCAUCUUAACAAACCUGAAUGCAGUCAAAAACCAACAUCAGCUGCAGCCUUCCUGGCUUUGGAUUUGGGGGUGGGGGGGAGCAAGAGAUGGGCCUCGGCCCCCAGGAGCCACAGGGCGGAGUUCUGGAAGCGGCUGGAGGCCCCAGUUUGUGGAAGCCUGCCACAUAGCCUGCGAAAAACAAGACGCGGACACUGCACGGGUUGUGGAGGGGAUUUCAUAAAUUUAUUAUAUUUGAUAUUUUUUUACUUGAACAAAGAACAGUUUUCCAUGGACCUGGGCAGCAGUCCACGCUGCCUCCUCUUAACCCUGAGCGAGAGCGUCCACAGAGCCACCGAACUCUGCUCCCAAGUGAGGCCCGGCGGGAUGCCUCGGCCUUUGUGCCCCGGGGAGGAAAGUCACGGGCUGAGGCACCAGGUCUCUCUCUCUCUCUCUCUCUCACACACACACACACACACACACACACACGUGCGCGUGAACCCACUCCUCACACACACAGGCCCCGCACGCAGGCCACAAGGACCUAGGUUCCCUUCGGUCCCAGCAGCCACUUGAAGGGAGACAGGCCUCUCCUGGCAGCCCCUGGGCGUGGAGUUCUUCCCGCGGGGCUCCCCGUUGUCCCCCAGGGUCCCAUCUUCCUGUCUGUCGUUCAGGCCGCACUAAGUCAGUGCUACAAAAACUCAGAAGCUUCCAGAAGAGCAGCUGGGUCGCAGGCGCUCACACUGCUUUCUCUUCUCUUUCCCUCCGAGAGGACUAUGAUCGCUGAAGCCCACAGGCACGAGGGAGCCCGCCGCGCCCGCGGCCACAGUUCCGGGGCCUGGCAGGCCCUGCCCGCGGGCUGGGGGAGGAGGAGGCCGGCUCCACCACGGGGGCUCUGGGCCGUCGAACACAUGGGCACCUGCUCCUGGUGGCUGCUCGACCCGUCCAAACAGGAAGCUGGUCACCAUCUCCCAGACUCUCAGCAGGGCCGGUCUGUGGGUGAGAGACUCCCAAGGGAGCUCCAGCCCCUGUCCAGACAUUGCGUGUGGACGGGGCCAAAGAAAGGCCCCGGAUGCUCAGGCCUGGCUCCGGGAGGGAACGAGCCCUGCAUCCCACCGGGGAAAGGAAGCAGUGUGACUCUGAGGCUCCACCCUGGGUCCUCAUACAGGACUCCUCAGAGAAGGGUCCCUGCCAUCCCAAGGUAUCUUCUGAGAAGGCUUUUUCAGGGAAAAAAUAUAUAUAUACAUAUACAUACCUUUACUAGUUUAAUGCCCCCCCCCCGCCCAAACCCUUCAGCUGCUGACAAUCCUUUUUAGCAUAUGCAAAUCUUUUCUUGUAGAGAACUGUCACCCUGAAGUGACAGGAGCCACCCUCGGCCAGGGGGCACCCACCUCACGGGCCACCGCAGCUCCCCUGCCCGCUGCAGGCUGGCUGAUUCUAACCUACCUCGCCGAGCUGUCGGAGGGCGGGACGUUCGCGACACUCGUGGCAGGGCCGAAGGGUGGGCGUUGCCGGCGAGUCAAGUAUUAUGUUUCCUUGUCACCUCAGCUCCCUUGGUGGCAGCCAGCCCCUUCCCCACCCAGCCCUGAAGACGUCUCUUCUCCCA
Messenger RNA from Jaculus jaculus (lesser Egyptian jerboa), 7717 nucleotides. It is a transcript of the gene Scn5a, whose product is annotated as sodium voltage-gated channel alpha subunit 5. Lineage: Eukaryota; Metazoa; Chordata; Mammalia; Rodentia; Dipodidae. The transcript has 27 exons. Gene Ontology annotation, biological process: regulation of atrial cardiac muscle cell membrane depolarization; AV node cell action potential; membrane depolarization during action potential. Gene Ontology annotation, molecular function: voltage-gated sodium channel activity involved in cardiac muscle cell action potential. Gene Ontology annotation, cellular component: axon; voltage-gated sodium channel complex; plasma membrane. The record is from RefSeq and is a predicted model, not a curated record. Bases 39 to 6101 code for a protein of 2020 amino acids.